Messenger RNA from Exophiala mesophila, 4344 nucleotides. RefSeq lists its product as uncharacterized. The record is from RefSeq and is a predicted model, not a curated record. The transcript has 4 exons. Gene Ontology annotation, molecular function: protein binding. Gene Ontology annotation, cellular component: late endosome; HOPS complex. The coding region runs from base 206 to 4135 and encodes 1309 amino acids. Gene Ontology annotation, biological process: vesicle-mediated transport; protein targeting to vacuole; macroautophagy. NCBI's taxonomy places the organism in Eukaryota, Fungi, Ascomycota, Eurotiomycetes, Chaetothyriales, Herpotrichiellaceae.
GACGAGGGAUGAACACACGACCAGACAACGAGAUAGACAAGCAGCUCAAUCCUUGCCGAUAGAAGCGCAGACAAGACGAUUGAACGAGGAAAUACCCUUGCGACGAUACUGCCGAUCUCCAAUCCUAUAAUGCGUCCCUCUUUAUGCCCUUGACACCACCUCAAAAAGUGCCCAAAUGACGCGACACUGACCUCUUCCAUUCCGCAUGGCUGCUGGAGAUGGCUCUAAGGAGCCAGGAGCCAGGGACAGCUCUCCAUCCUACGACGACCCAGACCCCAAACCUGUCCAUGAUCCCUCAGACGAAGAGGAAGAGGACGAUACAUCAGAUGGCGGGUCCGACGAGGAAGAGGAGGAGCCUCGACUGAAGUACGCAAACUUGACGCGCAACGUGAGCCCGCUUUAUCGCAAUGGCGACGCCGCCAGCGCUUUUGUUGUAUCUGGCGACAAAAUGAUCGUUGGUACUCAAAUGGGAAACAUCCACGUAUUCGCCCUUCCCACCUUCUCUUCUCUAAGAGUAUACCAUGCGCAUACCACGAUCGUAUCUGCCAUCUCCACUUCCUCCUUCGCAACCUCAUCUGCUGGCUUUCGCGCCGAAGUUCCAUCCUCAAAGCUGGCCACCGAUGCCCAAUCCAACAGAGACAGCUCUCCCUCAAGUUCUCCAGCUCCGAAGCCAAAAGGAAAAGCCCAACAACAAUUUGUUCCCAAUACUCCCUCAAACCAGAUCUACAUUGCCACUUCAUCCAUAGAUGGAAAUGUUUGCAUUUCUUCUCUAAUCGAUCCAAAGGAUGUGCAGCUUCGAAACUUCGGUCGUCCUGUACAGACUGUCGCCCUGUCUCCAGAAUACAAGUCGGACAGGAGUUAUCUCUCAGGUGGCCAAGCUGGCUCAUUAAUACUCACUGUUGGUGGUCAGACUGGGAAGAGUGCCAACGCCACUACAACAGGAGCCGCUGCAGCAGCGUCUGGCUGGCUAGGAUCUAUCGGACUCGGUGCGAACACUGGAACUGACAGGGUCUUGCACAGCGGCGAGGGAAUUAUCAGCACCAUCAAGUGGUCUUUGUCGGGCAAGUAUGUUGUCUGGGUCAAUGAGUCCGGGAUCAAGAUUAUGAGGUCCAACCUCAAACUUGAAUCUGGAGAAUCGAAUCUGGAAUGGAAACGCGUUAGCCAUGUCGACCGCCCAUCUCGGCCUGGCUGGGAGGAAAUGGCUGGUGUAUGGAAGGCUCGCGUGGAUUGGAUAGAUCGUGAUGGCCUCGAAGCCGAUGACGAUGCUCCCAUAAGCUCCAUCGUCCUCGCCACAACAAAUGGAGCUUCCUCCAAGCUCGACAAGAAUAAACCAGAAGAAGUCCUAGUCGGUUGGGGCGAUUCUGCCUGGAUCAUCAAAGUUCUCCCAGGGUCACCAGGGAAUAGAGAUCACCCCGUUGGCCAUGCAGAAGUUGCAACGAUUAUACGAUUUGAUGACUGUACAGUAUCUGGAAUUUCGCUAUAUACCCCCACUUUGCUUUUAGUACUUGCAUACAUGGAGAAAAAAGCCAACACCUCAUCGAGUCAAACGUCUGAUGGUCCGAGAAAGGGCCGUCGAAAUCGUCAGAAUGCAUUGGAGCCGGAGCUACGCUUAAUAGACAUCAAUACCAAGGAGGAAAUCGACACCGACACUCUCACAAUCAGCAGAUUUGAGUCUCUAACUGCUUCAGAUUAUCACAUGGCUAUUCUACCCCCUCUAAGGAUACCCGCAUCUCUCGCACAAAAGGGCUACCUCGACGCAAUUGGUUCCGGUAUUGGCAAUGUCAGCUCGAGUCUCUAUACCGGUGUGGAAGCGGUAGGUCAAGGAGUUUGGGAUGCUACCAUGUUCGGACCCCGAAUGCUGGGUGCAAAUCGCAUCUUUAGCGGAGCCGAAAGUGUAAGAAGCGGUUUCAGUGGACCAGAUCGCACCCCAAGUACUCGAGAUCGCAACUAUCUCACCGGUUGGGUCCCAGGAUUCGGUUCAACCGACACAACCAAAAAGGAGGAUGCGAAUAAUCUCGCGACCGCUCAAAGCAUGAAAAUCUUCAUCCAAAGCCCAUUCGAUUGCAUUGUUGCAAUUAGGCGAAAUCUGAAUGACCGUAUGCAAUGGCUGGUUAGCAUGAAAAAAUACCAGGAAGCUUGGGAGUUGGUAGACGAGCAUCCAGAAGCUGCCGGUACAGCUUCAGAAGACUCGGUAUCUUCGACGCCACCCUCCCAAUCGAUUGCAAGCUCUGCCACGAAAACUGGCCCAUCUGCUCCAAUAAGCCCAAGCCAAGCUCGUCAACAAGCAACUUUGGCCGAAUUCUUCGCUGAUGCCGCAUCUAUCACAAGCUCUGCACAAGUCAGAUCAAAGUCCAAGUUCUCAGCCGCCGAAAAGGAGAAAAGAAGGAUCGGAGAACUAUGGUUGAAGCAGCUAGUUGAUGCCAAGAAUUGGAGCGAGGCUGCUGAGGUUGCAGAGCGGGUUCUGAAUACCAGUAGCCGGUGGGAGUAUUGGAUCUGGAUUUUCAUCAAGGCUCAAAGGUUUGACGAGAUAUCAUCUCGGGUGCCCACCCUUGAACUAACACCGCCCCUGCCAUCCUCUGUCUUUGAGAUGAUCCUCGGUCAUUAUGUGGAGUCAGACAGGAGACGUUUCAAAGAACUUCUCGACCAGUGGCCCUCGGAUCUCUUCGAGAUUAGUACGAUCACUGCUGCCAUCGAGGACCAAUAUCGACAAGGGACGGUGACGAAAGGGUCGCAAGAUUGGACAAUGCUACAAGAAGGUCUUGCUAAGCUGUUCCUGGCUGAUGGCCAUUAUAACGAGGCUUUGAAAUGCUAUAUUGCACUUCAAGAUGCAGACACGGCCAUGACUCUCGUCCGGGACCAUCACCUGGUUGAUGCAGUUGCCGACGACAUUCCUGGAUUUGUUCAAAUCAGAGUUCCCGCCAAACAACUCAAGUCGCUCUCUACUGAAGAAUUGAGCGCCCUAGCAGCCGACCCAAUAAGUGUCCUAGCGGAUGAAGCGACGCAUGGUGUGGUUGAACCGGACGAAGUCUUCGCUCAGCUAGAUACUCCUAGCCUGCGACCCUUUUUAUAUUUCUAUCUGCGUGCGCUGUGGAAGGGUGAAGGUGAAACUCAUGAGCCUAGGGGUCCAAGAGUUGGCCAUUCUGCUGUUGCUUCUGCACUAGCUGCAGACACAGGCAAGCAGCUCGUGGAACAAUUUGCUGACACUGCUGUCGAGCUCUUUGCGGAGUAUGACCGACCAUUGUUACUGGAGUUUCUCCAGACUUCGACUGCGUAUACAUAUGACACUGCCGUCAAGAUCUGUGAGAAGAGACGGUACAUCGAAGAACUUGUCUACCUGCUUAGCAAGACAGGACAGAUGAAGAAGGCGUUGUUUCUCAUCAUUGACGAGCUCAAGGAUGUAUCGAGCGCAAUUGCCUUUGCCAAGGAACAAGACGACAAGAGCCUUUGGGACGACUUUCUCGAGUACAGCAUGUCGAGACCUCGUUUCAUUUCUGGUCUUCUGGCCGAAGUUGGCACGGCAAUCGACCCCAUCACGCUGGUGAAGAAGAUACCAUCAGGCCUAGAAGUGGAAGGGCUCAAAGAUGGGCUGAAGAAAAUGAUUCGUGAAUACGACUUGCAGGACAGUAUCAGCUCCGGCGUGGCAAGGGUACUCAGCAGCGAAGUCGCAGUUGGAAUGGACACAUUAAGACGAGGAAGAAGAAAGGGUAUCAAGUUUGAAGUUGAUUCACAUAAGAUCCCCAAACCUGUCACGGACAAGACAGAGGACCAAACGGCGCAGGACGAGAAAGUCGAGCCAUUGGAGUCAAAGGUCCCACCAGGCCACUGUGCAUCAUGCCAUCGGGCCUUUGAUCAGAACGAAACUGAAACACUAGUCGGCUUCGCUUGUGGACAUGUCUACCACGUCUCCCACCUCCUCCACGGCCCUGACGCCCAAGGCGAUGAAUCUACUUUACCGCGAGAUAGGCAGGCGGAGCGACAGGCAGAGGAGACGGAAGGAAACGACUCGAGGUUUCUACGCUCAGUAGGACCGAAAGUUACCAGUGCACGGCUGUUGAAAGACAAGAUCCAGGCAGUGGGCGGGUGUAAGAUAUGCAAGGAACGAAGGCAAAAGGACGAAAGCGUGGGUGGAGGGUGAUGAUGUUUUUGGAAACGACUUUAAAUAACUCCUUUGAUUUUUCAGGCAUAGCUUCGCAUGGUAAUAGCACUGCCGAAGUUUUCUAGAAUUACAGGUUUACCAAGAACCAAAGAGAAAGACUUCUAUAUCAGUCUCCCGUUGAUGGAGUUGAAUCGUUCCCAGAACCAAUUAAGCACCCAUGGAUACCAAGCUGAGGGCGGAGGUUGAAU